AUGAUAAUUGGCGAUUACACAAAAACAAUCGUACCAAAAAAGACCAGAAGGAUUAAAGGUGCCAAUUCGCUUUUUGAUUUAGGCGAUAAGAAAGUUUCGAAAUAUGAUAAGAAAGAGUUAUUGAGGAUCUUGGGAGACAAUCGUUAUCAUUCCCCCGAAGAUUCA
Messenger RNA from Funneliformis geosporum, 165 nucleotides. The record is from the annotation of a GenBank genome assembly. NCBI's taxonomy places the organism in Eukaryota, Fungi, Glomeromycota, Glomeromycetes, Glomerales, Glomeraceae.